This is a messenger RNA of Thyridium curvatum, 441 nucleotides long. RefSeq lists its product as uncharacterized. NCBI's taxonomy places the organism in Eukaryota, Fungi, Ascomycota, Sordariomycetes, Thyridiales, Thyridiaceae. The record is from RefSeq and is a predicted model, not a curated record. Bases 1 to 441 code for a protein of 146 amino acids. The transcript has 2 exons.
AUGGCUGAAUCAGUUGUACAGGUCCGGGUCUUCACCUACCAGACCAAUCCUAUCAACUCUACCAUAAUGCCCGAUCUGGUUCAAUUAGCCUACAAAACUGCGAUAGAUAAGGGACUUGCCCCGACAACACUGCUGAUUAGGUCCAUUCUUCACAAGUCUACCAAGGGCGGUCCUGACCCUCAGGGGUACCACGUCACGUUGUCCAUCAAGUACCCUGAGACGCCCAGGGACAACCAUGUCACUGCACAUGGUUAUACUCCUGGUCGAGACAACUAUCAGUUCGUGUCGGCGACUUUCGGUGAUACACAAAUUGAUGCCACACCACGUCGAGGCUUCCAUAAGUCGAAGGGCGAGAAGGUUGUUUGGCCAGAUCUGGCUGGCCUUGUGGAGUGGGAGAACAGCCCCGUUACCUUCCCUGCUCCGCCGGCCCCGAAGAAGUAA